AUGUCUCUCGCCUCACCCCAGCUUCUGCCCAUCACCACCAAACCACCCUCUUUUCCUCUAAACCUCCAACACGAUACAAACCUCACCAGCUUCCCUCCCGCAAUGGCCGCUUCCGCUUCCUCCCCCGCCAACCUCCGCUCCCUCUACCGCUCCCUCCUCCGCGAGCUUCCGCCCCGCCCCAUCCUCUCCUCUCCGCGAACUCCUCUCCACCGCCGCAUCCGCUCCUCCUUCGUCGACUCUCCCUCAACUUCAACUUCUGCCUCCUCCUCCUCCUCACACGCCCUAGAACACCAGGCCCAGCUCGCCCAGCAGCUCAUCGCCUACCUCCGCGCCCAGCGCAUGUACGUCACCCUCAUCGAGCGCUACAACCCGGGCAUGGAGAUGGACCAGGACGAGCGCAUCCGCUUAACCGCCCGGAGAGUCGGCAUGGAUCUUCCCUCGGUGCAGAAGAAGAAGAAGACGACGCAGUGA
Molecule: messenger RNA, 471 nt
Organism: Trichoderma aggressivum f. europaeum
Lineage: Eukaryota; Fungi; Ascomycota; Sordariomycetes; Hypocreales; Hypocreaceae
Exons: 2
Coding region: 1-471 (156 amino acids)
Biological process (GO): mitochondrial proton-transporting ATP synthase complex assembly
Cellular component (GO): mitochondrial matrix
Source: RefSeq, a predicted model, not a curated record